Molecule: messenger RNA, 1743 nt
Organism: Homalodisca vitripennis (glassy-winged sharpshooter)
Lineage: Eukaryota; Metazoa; Arthropoda; Insecta; Hemiptera; Cicadellidae
Product: probable cytochrome P450 6a14
Exons: 5
Coding region: 118-1605 (495 amino acids)
Molecular function (GO): heme binding; oxidoreductase activity, acting on paired donors, with incorporation or reduction of molecular oxygen; monooxygenase activity
Source: RefSeq, a predicted model, not a curated record
GUCGAGUCUACAGGAAUGUAGACAGUCUUCAUGCAGUAGAAUGUGGACAUGGUUGUAACGAGCACGUUGUGAAUGUAGAGUUCUUCCUCUUGUGUUACAAAGUCAAUUAUUGACAAAAUGUCCCUAGAGCUCUUAGUAGGACUUGCUGUUAUUAUUGUGGUCUUCAUUUAUUACUACUUCAACCUUAACUACUGGAAGAAAAGACAUAUUACAUAUGUCAGUCCAUUAUGUCUUCUCAAAAAUCUCUGUGUACCGUACACUGAUGAGAUAGAUUUUGGAACCAUAACCCAAGAAAUGUACUUACAGAAAAAGAGAUCGGGGCAUAAAUAUUUCGGAGCAUUCGCCUUCCGAGUACCAAUCCUUAUGAUUAUUGACUUGGAUGUCUGCAAACAGAUUUUAUCGAAAGACUUUAAUUAUUUUACUGCCAGAGGUCUUCCCGUUGGUUAUAGACAUUUAUUUGCGCUGGAAAGUGAAUUUUUAGGGGACAUGAGGACAUCACUGAUCAAAACAUUCACUUCAGAAAAGAUAAAGGACAUGUUCCAACCGAUGUGGAAAUGCGCAAAGCAACUCACAGAUCACAUUAACAAAGUUGUACUGAAGGAAGGAGACUUUGAAGUGAAGUAUCUGAUGUCCAGAUUUACCGCCACCAUCAUUACUACUUGUUUCUUUGGGCUUGAGAUCAACUUCAUGGAAGAACAGGGCGACGAUUUUUUCAGGGUGAGGCAAUUAAUAUUUAAACCGAAACGGUGGCUCUUCUUUAGAUUAGUGACGCUAUUACGGCUUCCUGAAUCAGCAAAAGCUAUGGAAUCGAUCAAACCAAAGAUACUGGUAAUUCUGAGAAAAGUCAUGAGGGAGACUCUAGAAUACCGCAAAAUGCACAAGGUCGUGAAAAAUGAUAUUGUUGACAUACUCAUGAAAAUGAGAAGAAAUAAUCCCUCUCACGCUGGACAAGGCAACACAGCGCCAACACUGGAAGAAAUGAUGGCACAUGCAUUCCUGUUCUACGCGGCGGGAUUCCAGGCAUCGGGUUCUACCACCAGCUAUUGUCUAUACGAGCUGGCCCGGAAUCCGUCAAUACAGGAGAAACUUCGUCAGGAAAUAGACGAGUUGUUGGCCAAGUACGGCAAGAUAACCAACCAGGCGCUACAGAAGAUGGCAUACAUGGACCAAGUCGUACAUGAGACUCUGCGGAUGUACGCUCCCCUGCCGUUCCUGACAAGAGCCUGCACUAAGAGGUACCCGUUUCCCAAUAGCGACCUCGUCAUCGAUAAGGGUGUGUUGGUGAACAUCCCUAUCUACGCCAUCCACCACGACCCCGACAUCUACCCGGACCCUUACAAGUUCGAUCCUGACCGCUUCUCUGAGGAGAACUCAAGAGAGACACACCAAUUCGCUUUCUUACCCUUCGGCAGCGGUCAUAGAAUGUGUAUAGGCAUGAAGUUUGGAUUGCUCCAGGUAAAGUUCGCUUUGGCCACCAUCUUGUCUAAUUACCAGCUAUCUCCAGCUUCAGACACACCCUCCAGCCUGGAGCGUAACCCUCAGCUUGAGUUCUACAACGCAGAGACUACCUUCAAUCUUAGAUUCACUAAACGAACAAAACAAUAAAUAUAUCAUUAUAUGAGUAACUCAUUUUAAAUGUCUUAAAACUGCAGUGAAAUAUUAAACUAUUAUAGUGUGUUUGACUAUAAUGUUGUAAAGCAUUAUUAUAUGUUAUUUUAAUCAAAUAUAUAUAUAUUUUAAGUA